AUGUUCACCCAGUCGUAUACGGAUCCGAGCGUCCAGAGCGUUCCGGACGUGACCCCUAUCAAACCCGAGCAAAAGACGGUCGAGACAAGCACGAAGUGCCAAGACUGGCCGUUUGCGCUGCUUUUCGUGCUCAAUGUCGGUACCAUUCUCGCCCUGAUGCUCGUGUGGGGUGUCCAGACCGUCACGGACCCAGAAAACCACGCGAGUGAGCUGCUCCCGGGCAACGACACCCAAGUCGUGCUGGCGAUUGCCACCGCUAUGGCCGUCUUGUCAAUGGUCUUGGCUCUUGUGAUGGUUAAGCUCUUUGUGGCCCACGCACGGGUCAUGAUCCUGUUUGUGCUGUGGUUCAACGUGGGCAUUUCGUUUGCCUUUGCUGCUUAUGGAGUCGUCCUGGGCAAUAUUUUCAUUGCCAUUAUUGGUUUCAUGAUUGCGCUGCUGAAUCUUUGCUACGCCCGUGCGGUGCAGCAUCGCAUUCCGUUUGCCGUUGCCAACUUGCGUGUGGCGGAAGGAGCGAUUCGCAAGCACUCGUCCACGUACAUUGUGUCGAUUGUGUUUACAAUUGUGCAGAUCGUGUGGGUGAUCAUCUGGGCAUUGGCUUUGCUGGGUGUUGCCAACAAGAUUGCGAAAGCGAACCCGAGCUCGACAACCACUACGACCACGACAUCCACUCGAUCUGCGUAUCGACAGUCGGGAGCGUCCUACAUCGCGUUCUUCUUCCUGCUGCUCUCUUUCUAUUGGGGGCUCCAGGUUUUCAAGAACGUUGCACACACGACUGUUGCAGGCACCGUCGCGACGUUCUGGUACAACACCGAGUCAGCAGGUGCUACAGGUGCCUCGUUAAAGCGCAGCACGACGUCGUCGUUUGGUUCCAUCUGCUUUGGCUCGUUGAUUGUCGCCUUCUUGCAGGCGCUUCGCUCGUUGGCAGAGAGCGGACGUCAAGACGGCAGCGCGUUGGCGUGUUUUGCAGAGUGUAUCUUGGGCUGUCUGCAGUCGCUCAUGGAGUAUUUCAACCGCUGGGCGUAUGUGUACGUUGGCAUCUACGGCUACAACUUCACGCGGGCAGGCAAGGCCGUGUUCGAGCUCUUCAAGCAGCGUGGUUUCGAUGCCAUCAUCAAUGACGAUCUGAUCGGCAAUGUGCUUGGGUUCGCAGCCCUCGGAAUCGGCCUCAUUUGCGCUGCUGCCGGAGCAGUGAUCGCCGAGACGACCGACGCCAUUACUUUCCAGAACAGCACUGCGUUCCUGGCGAUUUUGGGUCUCAUUGUCGGCAUCGGCGUCGCAGUCACGCCUCUCGCUGUCAUUGACAGUUCAGUCGCCACGAUCUUCGUCUGCUUUGCCGAGGACCCCGCGGCGUUCCAGCAGUCACAUCCCGAGCUGUACGCGCCGCUCGUGCAGGAAUGGCACAAUCUCUACCCGGACGUCAUGGUACAGGCAGGUUACUCGUACGCGUAA
This is a messenger RNA of Peronospora matthiolae, 1449 nucleotides long. The record is from the annotation of a GenBank genome assembly. Lineage: Eukaryota; Oomycota; Peronosporomycetes; Peronosporales; Peronosporaceae.